AUGCGUCGUCGCUCAGCCGUCGUUGAACAGCGUCUCGGCGAUGCCCAGCCCCGGGUCCACGGCCAUGCCGAACAGGCUGCCCGAUUGCGGGCGGGCCAUCAGCGCGGCGCUGCUCAGGCCGGCACGCGCCGUGGUGACGAGCAACUGGUCGCCCGCCGGGCCGCCGAAGGCGGGGCAGGUGGUGUUGGCGACCGGUGCGGUCCAGCGGCCGACGAGCUGGCCGCUCGGCGCGUAGCGGGCCACGGUGCCGGCGCCCCACUCGGCGUUCCACAGGUGGCCCUCGGCAUCGAUCGUGGAGCCGUCGGGGAAGCCCCGCUGGCGGACGAGAUCGAGAUGGUGCGGCGCUACCUGGCCAUCAUGCAGGCCCGGCUGGGCCCGCGGCUGGCGUCGCGCAUCGACGUCGCCGAAGACCUCGCGGCCGAGCUGCCGCCGGGCAUCGUGCUGACGCUCGUGGAGAACGCGAUCGCCCACGGCAUCGAGCCGCAAUUGCGGGGCGGGCAUGUGGAGGUGACGGCCCGCCGCGACGGCGACCGUGUCGUCGUCACCGUGCGCGACGACGGGCCGGGCCUGGCGCCGGGCUGGGCCGAGGGCGUCGGCUUGUCCAACACGCGCCGCCGCCUGACGGCCGCCUUGCCUAACGCCACCCUGACACUGACCGACGCCGCCCCCGGCUGCGAGGCCACGCUGACCCUAUGA
Molecule: messenger RNA, 696 nt
Organism: Ostertagia ostertagi
Lineage: Eukaryota; Metazoa; Nematoda; Chromadorea; Rhabditida; Trichostrongylidae
Source: the annotation of a GenBank genome assembly